This is a messenger RNA of Anopheles bellator, 784 nucleotides long. Its product is annotated as methyltransferase-like protein 25B. The coding region runs from base 19 to 660 and encodes 213 amino acids. The transcript has 4 exons. Lineage: Eukaryota; Metazoa; Arthropoda; Insecta; Diptera; Culicidae. The record is from RefSeq and is a predicted model, not a curated record.
GACAACAAUGGACCAACAAUGAGUUUGCAGGCCGAAUUGAAACAGAAAAUUAACGAAAUACGGAAAAUAGUGACCGUUUACGAAUGGAUCGUCGAUGCGUACAUAGUGGAUUUCUUCCAGGAGAACCACUGGUCCAAUUUGCCCGCCAGCUGGGCACAAUGUUUGGCUGGCGUUUCCAUACGGCAGCUACCUGAGCUGCUCCGUUCGGAUGGCAGGCACACCGAGGUAACGGUCUGGCCAUUGGCGAUGCUCGCUCUAAGAUCGUUGUUUCACCGUUUAGAACUUCCCAGGCGGCGGCAGACACCCCGGGCGGCCGUGGCUGAUGCCGGUGCCGAAUGCGUCUUCCACCGGCAAGCGGCACUGUUUAGAAAAUCCGUCAAGCUGAAAAAGCGUCACGAGAUUGAAGAGUUUGCUGCCAGCUGCCGGCAAGAAAAAGGCAACCGUCGCUGCAACGCAUUAGUCGAUAUUGGUUCGGGACAGGGCAAUCUGGCCCGGGCGUUAGCUUACGGGUACGGACUUCGCGUGUGUUGCAUCGAACAGAACGGCACGUUUGUGCAGGCCGCAAGAGCGAAAGAUGUGGAACUGUGGAAGAGUCGAUCUGGAGCAUAUCGAGCCGGGUCGGUUCGUUCGGAUGCUGCGCACGGCGCUCAACGUUCGUGAUGGCGACGAGUUUCAGUUUGGCCUGGUCGGUCUUCAUCCCUGCGGCGACUUGGCACCCUCGCUGCUGCGGCUGUUCCUUGCUUGCCGGCACUGUGUCUCGGUGCAGCUAGUAUGCUGCUGUUAC